CCUCAGAUGGUUGUUUUCUUUUUUCCAUCUCUCGGGCUCGGCCUCCCUGUUGCUGCCGCACCUCCGCCUUCCCGUCCGUGUCACGCUUUGUUCGCUUUCUUUCCUCCACCUCCAUCGUCUCUCCCCGUUUCGUCUCCCUUCUAUUCUGUCGGCUCGGCCGGCCGGCUGUUCUGGUGCAAGAAGGCCAGAAAGAGGGGAUCUUUGCUGAAUUCGUAGGCUCUGAACUGGUGCAGGAGUUGGGAGUGUGGCCAUUGCCUGAUUGGGGACAUAAGGUGGGGGUUGUCCCCAGACCCCAGUGAGCUCCACACCGGUCCCUGCUGUUCUCCCAGUCAAAAUUCUGUAUCCUAUGAUGCUGAGAUCAAGGAAUUAGGCAUAAUAGUUUGGUUGUCUUGGUUUCCUGCUGCAUAAAGUUGUACAUAUUUUUUCUCUGGAUUCAAGAUCCUCCCUAUCCUUUCUAGGGGAAAAUAUACAGCAGAUUUAGCUGUGUAGGUGAUCAAUUGCUGGUCUCUUUGUCGUAGUUUACAUAACAUCGUUGAUGCCAUUUCCAUCUCCAACUGUAUUUUGCUGAAUUAAAGGACAUUGGAGCAUAUCUGACCUUCCCAAGGAAGAAGGCUCUUGACCCUCCAGAUUAUAAACAUGGGUUGGCUGAGUAAAAUAUUUAAAGGUUCAGUAAAUAGAGUUUCAAGGGGACAUUACAACGGGAACUCCCAUGAAGGCUAUUCAACUCAACACACUAAAUCAUAUCAGGGUGCGCAUGGUAAUGAGGACGAAGACAUGGAUCAUGCUAUUGCACUAUCCUUAUCAGAGCAAGAUCAAAGGAAGGGAAAGGCCAUUGAUACGGAGCACCACUUAGAUGAAGAUGAACAACUUGCACGGGCUCUGCAAGAAAAUACCAGUCCUACUCUAGAUGAAGAUGAACAGCUUGCACGGGCUCUGCAAGAAAGUAUGAAUGAUGAACAUCCUCCUCGUCAGCAUAUUCCAAUUGAAGAUGUUCACUCAGAAAGUGCUCCAGCAAGUAGCUUGCCCCCAUAUGUUUUCCCCACAAAUGGAUCGAGGGUCUGUGCUGGAUGCAAAACUCCAAUUGGUCAGGGACGGUUUCUCAGUUGUAUGGACUCUGUUUGGCACCCCCAGUGCUUCAGGUGUUACGGUUGUGAUAUACCAAUAUCAGAGUAUGAGUUUGCUGUUCAUGAAGACCAUGCAUACCACAGGUCCUGCUACAAGGAGCGUUUCCAUCCUAAAUGUGAUGUUUGCAAUAGCUUUAUUCCCACAAAUAAAAAUGGCCUCAUUGAAUACCGGGCCCAUCCUUUCUGGAUGCAGAAGUAUUGUCCUUCCCAUGAAAAUGAUGGUACACCUAGGUGCUGCAGCUGUGAGCGAAUGGAGCCAAAGCACAGUCAAUAUAUAACAUUAGAUGAUGGCCGGAGACUCUGCUUGGAGUGUCUGCAUACUGCAAUUAUGGACACCAAUGAGUGCCAGCCACUAUACAUUGAUAUUCAGGAGUUCUAUGAGGGUAUGAACAUGAAAGUAGAACAACAAGUUCCCUUGCUUUUGGUUGAGCGACAAGCUCUAAAUGAAGCCAUGGAAGCAGAGAAAAUCGGACACCACCUUCCUGAAACCAGAGGUCUCUGCCUAUCUGAAGAGCAGAUUGUCAGAACUAUAUUAAGAAGACCAAUAAUUGGACCAGGCAACAGAAUCAUAGAUAUGAUCACAGGACCAUACAAACUAGUUCGACGGUGUGAAGUGACUGCAAUUCUUAUACUGUACGGGCUGCCAAGGCUGCUAACUGGCUCAAUUCUGGCUCAUGAAAUGAUGCAUGCUUACCUCCGACUUAAAGGAUACCGAACCCUGAGUCCAGAGGUUGAAGAAGGCAUCUGUCAGGUUCUAGCUCACCUGUGGCUUGAGUCGGAAAUCACAUCAGGUUCUGGUAGCAUGGCAACCACCUCAGCUGCGUCAUCAUCCUCUUCAACAUCCUCCUCAUCAAAAAAGGGUGCAAAGACAGAAUUCGAAAAGAGACUUGGCGAGUUCUUCAAGCACCAGAUUGAGACAGAUCCUUCCGUGGCCUACGGAGAUGGGUUUCGAGCAGGCAUGCGAGCCGUUGAGCGGUAUGGCUUGAGGAGUACCCUCGAUCAUAUCAAGCUGACGGGGUCUUUUCCGUAGUGAAGCUGGGUUUUCCCCUCAAGUUCGAACAUGGGUAUAGGUAUUUUGAGAACUCUUGGUUCAUGUUACGCAUAGCAAAGGGUAUAUAUCGUCUACAGUACACGAAGUAUAUACGAGAAGAUAAAUAAGGAUUUAGUUUAUACCGUCCAUUGCAGAAAAAAGAAGUAUUGAUUUUCCUUCACAAUUAUAUAAUUGCACAGUUCACGCAUGAAGUUAAGUGGUCUUUAGCUUGACCAGCCAUGUAGACUGCUAUCACUUAAUGCAAAAGAAAGUCGAACAUACUAUAUACUUUGCUGCGUUUGAAAUGCAAUCUUGGAUGCUCUGCCCCUUUA
This is a messenger RNA of Setaria italica (foxtail millet), 2486 nucleotides long. RefSeq names its product protein DA1-related 1. The record is from RefSeq and is a predicted model, not a curated record. Gene Ontology annotation, molecular function: ubiquitin binding. The transcript is spliced from 16 exons. The coding region runs from base 637 to 2154 and encodes 505 amino acids. Lineage: Eukaryota; Viridiplantae; Streptophyta; Magnoliopsida; Poales; Poaceae.